Molecule: messenger RNA, 1454 nt
Organism: Pimephales promelas (fathead minnow)
Lineage: Eukaryota; Metazoa; Chordata; Actinopteri; Cypriniformes; Leuciscidae
Source: RefSeq, a predicted model, not a curated record
UCAAUGACAACAUCCUGCAGGAAGUGACAUCAUAUCGGAGAGAAAACAACAGUUCAAACAUUAUUAGAACAAAAGUUGGGCCCCGGGCUCCUGCGAGGCCCCCGAGUGAGCACUUUUUGAGGUUCACAGCGCGGUGACCUCUGAGGAGAUACAGGGACGUCCUGAACUCUUUAGCAUCAAAGAGAUCUGCAGGGGGGCGGAGCUGAGACGGAACGCAUCACAAUGCCGGUCCACCUACACUCUCCUGCUCCUCACUCUCCGCAACUCUCCGGUAUCUCAUCAUGUUUCCUGUUCCAGUAACAGCGCACAACUGUCGGAAACUAUUUGCAAAUCAGAACCUACGCACCGAAUCCUCUGAGAACAACAGCACAUUUUACUAGGUUGGCGUUUACCGAGUGGAUUGUUCUCAACCAAGACUUCGAAGAAACCAAUUUCAAGAUGGAUUCUGAUGCAAGCUCCACAUGCAGUCGGUCUUCUUCGCCUGACCUGGCUGUGGACUCCAGCUUUUUCUCCAACAAGAUGUUCCAAGCUUACGGAGAAACGAGGAAAGUUUCCGGGUCCGAGAAAGUUACCGGAAGCUCCGACUCCAGCUCAAAGAGAGAUCACCCCAAAGACGACCAGCAAGAUCUGCGACUCAAAGUGAACAGCCGUGAGCGCAAACGCAUGCACGACCUCAACCAGGCGAUGGACGGGCUCCGAGAGGUGAUGCCCUACGCUCAGGGCCCGUCUGUACGCAAGCUGUCCAAAAUCUCCACCCUGCUCCUCGCCAGAAACUACAUCCUCAUGCUGUCCAGCUCUCUGGACGAGAUGAAGAAGCUGAUCGGCGAUGUGUACGGAGCAAGCCCUCAGAGUCACUCGGCCAGACGGGUAUUACCGCCGACUUCGGCUGCUCCGGCCCCCCAGUUGCAACUGCUCUCGCUUGCCCCGUCCCUGCACUCUCUGGUGGGCAGCACCUCGACCACCACGCCGGGUGUAGCCCACGCCCCUCACUCUCCACCCUCGGCUGGGUAUCUGGGUUUCCACGCUCCACCUCUUUCCACCCUGAUGAAAGACCCUCUGCACCUCUCCAGCGGCUACAGGCAUUUCCCCGGCAUGCCUUGCCCCUGCUCCCUCUGCCAGCCGCUCCCUGCGUCCACAGCCAGCCUGCACAGCCUCUCCAUGGGGAAGUGAUCCAGGCGAGGCCCAGGCUUCAGGCUGGAGUAGGCCGAAGUUGAAUUACAGACUCAAAAAGAACUGAAAACUUCUGGAUGUGUUUCUAGUUGUGUUGUAUACAUUGUAAAUGUCCUGUACAGAAUUUGGUUUUUCUAACAAGCUGCUGCUAUUUUUGUACUGAAGAAUGUUUUGUAAUAGCUGUUUUUUUUUAGUCACUAUAGGCUACUUGUAUGUUCUUUGCAGCAAAAUGGAGAUUGAAAACGUAUAGUUUUGUUUCUUAAAUUAAACUUCUAUUAUUAUAA